This is a messenger RNA of Trichosurus vulpecula (common brushtail), 1872 nucleotides long. RefSeq names its product CDK5 regulatory subunit associated protein 3 (gene CDK5RAP3). Gene Ontology annotation, cellular component: endomembrane system. Bases 113 to 1633 code for a protein of 506 amino acids. NCBI's taxonomy places the organism in Eukaryota, Metazoa, Chordata, Mammalia, Diprotodontia, Phalangeridae. The record is from RefSeq and is a predicted model, not a curated record. The transcript is spliced from 14 exons. Gene Ontology annotation, biological process: regulation of mitotic cell cycle; regulation of cyclin-dependent protein serine/threonine kinase activity.
GGUAGGGACACGUGGGUCUUAGCGACACUAGUAAACAACCAACCCUGUGUAUGAACUAAAGUGGAGGGAGGCCCGUCUUUCCUAGAAGUACCGGAAGCGGAAGGGAAGAAACAUGCAGGACCACCAGCAUGUGCCCAUUGACAUCCAGACCAGCAAACUGCUUGACUGGCUGGUGGACAGGAGGCACUGUAACCUGAAAUGGCAGAGUCUGGUGCUAACAAUCCGAGAGAAGAUAAAUGCAGCCAUCCAAGACAUGCCAGAAAGCGAAGAAAUCGCACAGCUGCUCUCCGGAUCUUAUAUUCACUACUUCCAUUGCCUGAGAAUCGUGGACCUCCUCAAAGGCACUGAGGCCUCUACGAAAAAUAUUUUUGGCCGAUACUCUUCACAGAGAAUGAAGGAUUGGCAGGAGAUCGUGUCCUUGUAUGAGAAGGACAGCACUUACCUAGUGGAGAUCUCCAGCCUCCUAGUCCGGAAUGUUAGUUAUGAGAUACCCUCCCUGAAGAAGCAGAUCGCCAAGUGCCAGCAAUUGCAGCAAGAGUAUGGCCGUAAGGAGGAGGAGUGCCAGCUGGGAGCGGCAGAGAUGAAGGAGCGUUUCUAUAACUCCUGCAAACAGUACGGCAUCACUGGAGACAACGUCCGAAGGGAAUUGCUGGCAUUGGUGAAGGAUUUGCCGAGUCUGUUGACUGAUAUUGGGGCCAGGGUUGAGUCACUGUGGGAAGCUAUUGAGCUCUACCAGGCCUGUGUGGGAUUUGUGUGUGAGAGCCCCACAGAGCAGGUGGUGCCAAUGCUGAGACAUGUGCAGAAGCGGGGAAACACGACCGUAUAUGAGUGGAGGACAGGGACAGAGCCCACAGUGGUUGAGCGGCCAUGUCUGGAGGAACCCCCUGAGCAGGUGGCGGAUGAUGCAAUCGACUGGGGCAACUUUGGAAUAGAAUCAGCUUCGGAAGGGAUUAACUAUGGCAUCUCCACUGAGACAGAUGAAAUUGACUGGGGAAUCUCCCUGGAGCCUGAUUCAAAGGAAGCUUGUAACGAAGGAAUAAACUGGGGAGAUGGAGAUACUGAUCCCGUGGAGAUAACAGUGCUAGAAGCAGGAACCGAGGCUCCAGAAGGGGUCGCAAGGGGUCCAGAUGCUCUGACCCUUCUCGAAUAUCCCGAAACCCGGAAUCAGUUUGUGGAUGAACUCAUGGAGUUAGAAAUCUUCUUGUCCCAGAGAGCAUUGGAGAUGAGUGAAGAGGCAGACAUCCUAUCAGUGAGCCAGUUCCAGCUGGCUCCACCCAUCCUGCAGGGUCAGACCAAAGUGAAAGUGGUUGCCAUGGUGUCAGUUUUGCAGGAUCUGAUUGGCCAGCUCACCAGUCUUCGAAUGCAACACCUGUUUAUGAUCCUGGCCUCACCAAGGUAUGUGGAUCGGGUGACCGAUCUCCUCCGGCAGAAACUGAAGCAGUCUGACUUGCUGGCCUUGAAGAAAGAGCUGAUGGUCCAGAAGAGACAGGAAGCUCUUCAGGAGCAGGCAUCUCUGGAGCCCAAACUGGACCUGCUGAUAGAGAAAACGAAAGAGCUGCAGAAACUGAUUGAAGCAGACAUUUCCAAAAGGUACAACGGCCGCCCUGUGAACCUGAUGGGAACCUUCCUGUGACAUGUCCUGCCUUCUCACCUGCUCAGCCUUUGGGAUGGAGGUCGGCUGGACGAGAGAGUAGUGGCAUAGGCCUCUCUAAUCGAAAGAGCCAACAAAUGGGAAGGAAAUCUCAAAAAGGGGAGAUUUAGAGACCUUGCCCUUUGGCACUUUUGUCAUGAUUGGCUUUGUGGUCUGGUUAUCUGGUAACCAUCACUCUCAGUUUAGUGGGGUGUAAUUAAAAAAAAAUGCUUUGCGUCUUG